CCUUGCGUCUUGUAAUAAGCAAGCACACGGCGCAGUCAGGGGAAUGAACGCGAGUAGACUCCCUGGUUUUGUUUUACACGGCCGUCGAGCGAAGUAAGUUUGCUGGAGGUUUAUGGUAAUUGCGGUUCCCCGACUGGCCUUCUGGGUAGAGUCUGUGAGUGGGAGCGAGGAGCUCUCAGCGCUCAGUCUCCGCUGCACGCACGGAGAGAGCAGCAGCUGGUGUCUGGUGCUGCAGAGCCAGAAAAGGGAACUGUUGAGAGCGAGCGAGCGAGAGAGGAGAGAAAAGCAAGGACGAAACAUUUUUUUUUAAAAGAAAAGAACCCUAAAGAAGAGUCGAGAAGAGAAGAGGUGUGAAAUGAACACAGCUUCCGAAAAAAGAGGGAUGUCGUGUAAGAGGAGAGGGUAACUACUACGCUCCGAAGCGGCGUGUUCAGCGAGUGCGGUAGACCCAACAUGGCGUUGUGAGGCAUCAGUGGGCUGUAUUAAUUGCCAGAGUCCGCGGACCGUCGCCACCUGUACCCGGGUGUAAUACGCGAAAAUCCCAAGUUCGCUUUCGUUCCGAGGAAUACCCGCGCCUUUAACGUUUGGAUCUUAAAAAUUAAUCGCUGUAAAUACUGAGGAUGUAUGUAUAUUCCUUGAAUUUUGUGCAGUUUUCUUCCAACUGGAAAUCUACCGUGACUCUCUGGAUCACUACAAAAAAAAGUAUUCUGAAAAGCCUGACCGAGAGCGCAAGAGAGGGGAAAAUUUAAAGCACCUUGGGAGCCUUAAUUCCUUCUGUUCCCCGACACCGGAGAUCGGUCGAUUGCGAUCAAACUACAGCAACAGCUUUUCUGAAGGGCAGCCCGUCUCGUUUCCUUCUGCAAGACGCUGGGCUGAAUGAGUUUGAGUUUUUGACUUGGAUGUUUGCGCUACUGUGAAACUAAGCUAGUGGAUCGUGUCUCCUUUGAAUUUUCGAAGCCUAAAAGUUACGAGGGGGAAAAAAAACAACAACAACAACAACUUAAAAACCAAGACGGGAUCGGAUUCUGUACGGAAUUCAGUCUCUCGGUUAUCACGCAGGAGCCAACCUCGGAAUAAAAUCGACCGCACUUAAGGGGACAUUAUGCUCUCCGCAACACCCCUGUAUGGAACAAUUCACAACUGGGUGAGCAAUGAGAGGGUCCGCAUGUGUGGAAUUAAUGAAGAAAGGAAAGUCCCUGUAGCUGAUGGGGAACCCCAGAAAAAUAGGUUGGAAUUAAGAGAAGAGAAUCACAUUACACCCAGCAUGGUGGACGCGGGCGCCGCCUGCAGGAUGAACACUCUGGCGGCCCUCAGCAUGGACCGGAACGCGCUGAUGCGCGAGAGCCUUCGGGUGCACGGCGGGAUGGUGUACCCUGGCAUCCGAGCGCUGUCAGCGGACAAGGCCAGGGAGGGAUCCAGCAUGCCUCUGGGCUACGUCAGCGAUCGCAUUCCGGAGCUGCACUACAAACCCGCUGAGGUCACACUGGAGAACAGGAAGCACCCCAAUGGCUACGGCACCUUAUACAAGAGCCCGCCCCCUGGGCUGCAGAAACCAAUGAUGGUUCCUGGGGGUGGGGCAGAGGCCCUGGGGUUGGACCGCCGGGUGGGGCCUGCCGAUAAGCAAUCUGAACUGGGCCUGAAUGGCAGCACAAGUUACUUACGACUCCCCUGGGUCCCCAGCCCUUACCCAGAGGCAGGAGUCUACCCUUUCCUGGAUUCCACAAAGUAUGCCCUUAGCAUGUACAAGGCCUCUUUUAUGUCCCAGCAUUCCCCUUACUUACCCCAGCCGUUGGCCUAUCAAUCGGUGUGUGCUGGUGGCGGCAGCGCUGGGGGCAGCGAGCGAUUUCUGUACCUGCCCCCUUACCCUCCUUCCCCCAUCACCGCUUCGCUGGCACCUCCCAUGAGGAUCCCCACCGCCACCGUUGCCCCCAGUCUCUCUCCGCUGGUCCACUGCCAGGAGAAGAGCAUGCAGAGCAUCGGCCCCAGGAUCCACCACGAGCCGUCCGCUUUCGGGCAGCAGCUCCACCAGCAGCAGCCCCAGCAGCAGCAGCAGCAGGCGCAUCAUCAGUCCCACAGCGAUCGGCAGCACAGCAGCAGCAAGCAGAGCCGCGCGCCCUCCAGCAAGGGGCCGAGCAGCAGCAGUAACAGUGGCAGCAGCGGCCACUCGGUGGACUCGGCUUCGGUCCUUCUAAUGCAGUCGCCGCGCACAGCCCCCCGCCUCCAUCAGCCCUCUGCGCCGCCUCCGCACAGCCAUAUGGAAAGUCCGCCGGACUUCCAGAAGCCACUACCCAGAGGCCCUCCCACUUCCUCUUCCUCCUCCUCUUGUUCCUCUUCCUCCUCCUCCUCCUCCCAGUCGGUGUCUCUUCCUUUCCCCUUCAUGGCUGGCUUGGCCCCGGAGCACCCUUCUCCGGCUCGUCCGGCCGGCCAGAAGCCGAAAGCCCGGGAGGGGUCAGCUGAGCACAGAAGUGGAGGAGGGGAGAGGAAAGCUAGCAAGUCCCCCUGUAAGACUGUCUCGGAGAAGCAACCGAGCCAGGCCCCUACCAAAGAUCCGGCAGAUAAGCCUUUGGAUUUGUCUGCCAAAAUAGCAAGCUUUGGAGCCCCUCCCAAUGGAUUUUCCCCCAAACUGGAAGGCAUGGCCAAACUGGGGCAGUCCCCGACAGCUCGGUAUGGGCUGCCCAGCCGGGAUCUUCUCAAAGACUCCCCGUCCUUCUCUGCAGUGGGCACUUCUUCCAAACCUCCCGACAGGCCCGAAAUAAUCAGCAAUUUGCACUCCUCCUGGGUUGUGCCAGGCCACACCCCUCUUACCCCUGAGUCCAGCCAAAACAUCGCCCCCCCCGUGAUCAAGAACAAGACUCUGGAACGUGUGAUGCACCAGCAGCGUAGUUCCUCCUGCCCCAGAAUUGGGGAGUCCAACAACAGCCCCGCUGCUAAUCCUGCCCCCACCUUGGUACCUGGUUUGGGUCGCCCAGCUUCUGCCUCCCCCUCUCCCAAUGUCAACGGUGAAUGGCCCAAGGCAAAUCCCAACCUUCCAGAAAAAGUAACUCCAGCCAGCCACGCUGGCAGCCAGUCAUCUUCUGGGCAAAAAGCCUCAAAGCCACCCAAGAGAGUGGAGACCCAGGACAUUACCCAUAAACCACAGCAGCAGCAUCUUGACAAUGGGCCCGCCACAACCCCCCUGUAUUUACCACAGAAUGAGGCCUUCCUCCCUCCAAGCUUAGCUUAUGCCAACAGGUAUAUGUCGUACUCGGAGGGCCUGCCCCUUCCUCACUUACCUCUGGCAGCGAAAGGCCCCGUUUACCCACAUCCAGUACUGCUGGGCAGUGGCAGCCUCUACCCGGCCCACUUGGCCCCGAAGCACGGACUCCCUUACGGCCUGUCAUCCAGCCAUCGGGAAUUCCUCACUUACCAUGACUCUCAGGAGAUGGUCCAUCCUCUGAUGACACCCCUGACUCUAGACCCAAAACCCAGCGAGAGGCUUGAGCGGAGGUCCCGGUCCCAGGAUCGCCCCAGGCAUAACGAGGAGGCCGUUCCCAAAAGCCGCCCCGCGAUGGAAGCUGCCGAUCCCGUUUGCAAGCCAGAGAAGGAAGCCGAAAGGGGGCUUAGCCAGGGUUCGAAACCACCGAGCAAGCCGCCGGCGAUGGACAAGGAGAAGAUCGUCUGCAUUGACUUGCUCCAGGACGACGCGGAUGGAGGCUCCCUGACCACGAAACACUGUUUCCCCAUCUCCAGGAAAGGAGACGCCCCGAGACACCUUGGCGGCGGUGACUGUGAGGGCAGCAGGAUGGGCAGCGGGGAAGGGAAAGAACCCGAGCUGAAGCAGCUCCUUCUUUCAAAUCAGACUUUUGCGCCGAGGCCAGCCGAUUCUGAGAGACAGCCAGAGAUCUGUAGCCCUCCUAAGCUCCAGGAUCAUGGCCCCUGUGGGGAGUUCCUCCCUGCCAGGCAGGAUCCGGCUCGGAGGAGUCCCGCUCAGCCCUGCCCGCUCCCUGAACUGCUGGAGCAGCAGACGCUGCGCUGCGCCAGGACCUCGGGGGACAGGGCCGGGGAGGAGGCCGGGCUCAAAGGCGAGAGGCAGGGCCCCGCGGCCCCCCGGCCCCUGGAGGCGGGGAGGGACGAGGACGUGGAGACCCAAGAGGAGGAGGAGGAGGGGGAGGGGGAGGACAGCCACAGCUCCUCCAGGCCCAAGAAGUCCAACCUGGCCAAGAGGAUCGCCAACUCGUCCGGCUACGUGGGCGACCGGUUCAAGUGCGUCACCACCGAGCUGUACGCGGACUCCAGCAAGCUGAGCCGGGAGCAGCGCGCCCUGCAGAUGGAAGUCUUAUCACAAGAGGACAGUAAUUUAAGUCAACCUGCUGCUAACUGUGAGCGUGCAAUGAUGCGCUUCUCUGAGCUGGAACUGAAGGAGAAGGAGGGGAGCGGUGCGACGGGAAAAGACCUGGCAGACGGCCAGCCCGGCGAGAGCGCCGGGGAGGCCAGAGAGCAGGCCGCCCAGCACGGCUGCGCUGUCCUCCGCGAGGAGCCCGCGCGGGACGGUGUCCCGCCUGUGUCUGGGAACCACAAGAGCGCUGUCCUCCAGGGCUCCGGCGCGGAGAGGGGGGAGGAGGAUGGGGGGCCGCAGGGAGAGAAGAGGGGUGCCGCCCCGGCCUGUGAGGAGCAGUUCCCCUGCUCGCGCUCGGCUGACGGGCAGGAGAGACAGGCGGGGGAGCACAUCCGCCCGGCCGCCCCACCUGCGCCCGCCAGGAAACGCAAGCACAGCAGGGAGGGUGUUUCGGGCGAGAGCGCAGCGGAGGAGGAGGAGGAAGAGGAGGAGGAGGAUCGCUCCACCGCCGCCGCCAGGGGGAAGAGAAAGAGGAUGCUGGCAGAUGACUGGCCCGAGAAGGAAAUUACCAACCCUUCUUCUGAACACCUCUUGGAAGAUUCCUCUUGUAAGCAAGUGAAAAACCUCAAAGUGUGUAUCGAGCUGACCGGCCUGCGGCUCCGCAAGCAGCGCCCCCUGCAGGAGCUCCGGCAGCUCUGGGAGCAGCAGGUCUCGCCCCAGAGGUCGGUCCUCGCGGCCGCCCCGCCCCCGCCCCCGCCCCCGCCGCACGGCAGGAAGGACCCAGCCGAGCCCUGCCCGCCAGAGGUCACGGCACGGGACAGAAAGGUCAAAGGCAGCUUGGUGGAAGAAAAGCCCACCAAGAAGAGGUCAGAGGGCAAAGUCAAUAGAAGCUGGUCUGAAGAGCCUCUCUGUAAAAGUGACAUUGAACAAGGUCUGCCUGUUCCUCCUGUGACCUCCCCGCACGCGGACUGCCUGGACUCGCCCCCCCCGGACGCGGCGGUCUCCAGAAAGCCCCCCCUGGCGGCGGCGACCCGGCUCUCGGACAAGAGGCAGCGACUCAAGGAACAUCGGAAGGCCAGCGGGCUGGGACCGCCGUCUCCCGGCUCCGGGAAGGACGCCGAGACGACCCCCUGGCUGCGGAGGCACUCGGACCUGGAGAAGCCCAAGGGCAAGAGGCAGUGCAAGACCAAGCACAUCAGCCUGAGGGACAGGAGAAGGGCAUCCCAGACGGCAGAGGAAAGCGCCGAUCUGGAAAGCCCAGUGGAACAGAAGGUCAGCCUGAAGAGGUCCACCAGGAAGAGGUCGGCGUCCGUCUCGGACUACGAGUCCUCUCCCGUCAAAAGCUGCAACCCCGCGGGCUCCCCGGCUGCGCCCCAGACCCCCACCUCGCUGCUGCUGCUGCUGCCGCCGCCCGUCGGGAACCCCCCUGCGGAGACCCCCACGAGCCGGCCCAUGCCACCUGAAGCGCGAAGGCUGAUUGUGAAUAAGAAUGCCGGCGAGACGCUGCUACAAAGAGCUGCCCGUCUGGGUUACGAGGAAGUGGUGCUGUACUGCCUGGAAAACAAGGUGUGCGACGUGAAUCACCGUGACAACGCCGGGUACUGCGCGCUGCACGAGGCCUGCGCCCGGGGCUGGUUCAGCAUCGUCCAGCACCUCCUGGAGCACGGCGCCGACGUCAACUGCAGCGCCCAGGACGGCACGAGGCCGCUCCAUGACGCGGUGGAGAACGAUCAUCUGGACACCGUGCGGCUGCUGCUCUCCUAUGGGGCCGAUCCGACGCUGGCGACGUACUCCGGCCGCAGCGUGCUCAAAAUGACCCACAGCGAGCUCAUGGAGGCCUUCCUCUCAGAUUACUUCGCUGACCUCCAGGGGCGCGGCGAAGACGACCCCGGCCUGUACUGGGAUUUCUACGGCAGCUCCGUCUGCGAGCCAGCAGAGGACGCGGCCGCCUUCGACAUCCUGGCCAACCCGCCCGGGCCCGGCGAGACCGAGGAGGAGCAGAGAGACGUCUUCGAGUUCGAGUUUUCCGACCGCCCUCUCCUGCCCUGCUACAACAUUCAAGUCUCCGUCUCCCAGGGCCCUCGGAACUGGCUCCUGCUCUCGGACGUACUGAAGCGGCUGAAGAUGACCGCGCGCGCCUUCCGCGCCGCCUUCUCCCACAUCGAGGUGGCCACCAUCGCCGAGGCCGAGUUCUACAAGCAGGCCUCCCUCAGCCAGCUCUUCUCCUGCCCCGAGGAGCUGGAGGGCUUCGUGCCCGACAGCAAGGAGCUGCUGGACCUGGUGGAGUUCACGGCGGAGCUGGUGGCGCUGCUGGGCUCCUCCCUGGAGUGCCUGGACACCCGCUGGGACCCCCUGUCCUCGCAUGGGAGGUCGUGACCUCUCGGACCCUCACACUGGACUCCCCACAGGAGAGCGCCCGUCGUGCCUGUACAUAGUGUACAUACUGGAGUAAAGCGCAGACUGGACUCAGCAGGGAACAUGGGAAAAUCCCAUUGCCCGGACUGUCGGGAGAUAAUUCCAGUUCCCUUCAGAAGGACUUUUUAAUUUAACUAUUACCUUUUUAUUUUUAUUUUAUUUUUAUAAAUAUAUAAAUAUAUAUAAAUAUUUCCUUUUGUGUGUUUUUAUUAUUUUAUAUACUGCCUAUUUCUUUUUCUGUUGUCCCUCAAAGAAGUCAGCAUUUUCCACAACUGGUCUUUUAAAUAUGAACCCAAUGUAAAAAGAGAGAAAUAGGCACUGAUUUUAAAGAAUGGUGCUCACUUUUCAAAGGUCAUGUGAGCUUCCAUGUGACUACAGUGGGAGACGCUUUUAUAUUUUAUUUUAUCUUAAACAGUGCACUUCAUUAUUUGUUUACAGACUUACCUGCCUUGGUCAGGUGAACGAAUAUUGUUUGAAAGAAAGUUUUCUUAAAUAUGGAGUUCGUAUCCAUAGCAACCAGACGCCCUCCUGCAUUUGUUUCCUCAUAAAGCUCAGCCUUCAGGAGCAGUUCUUUUUGUACCUGUGUUCAAACUCAGUUUUUACUUUUAUCUCUUAUUUAAAGAUGAAAAAUCUAAAAUAUUUUUUCAUGUUUUUUUGUAAAAUAUUAAAGAAGUUUAAAAAAUACUAAAAUGUUAUAAGCUGUUUGGCAGGAAACAUGCUUGAACUUGUACAUAACAGGGUGAUGACUGCAGUUUACUGUUUCUGACUGGUGUGUUUAUCGUUUUUGGAGACGUGUUUAAACUUUGUAAUUAAAAAAAUACCCCUUCAUUUGUAUUUAUAUUUUACAGAAAAGUUCCUUUAAAAUAAAUGGCAAUAAAACCAUAAGAGAAUAUGUUUC
Molecule: messenger RNA, 7628 nt
Organism: Lepisosteus oculatus (spotted gar)
Lineage: Eukaryota; Metazoa; Chordata; Actinopteri; Semionotiformes; Lepisosteidae
Gene: bcor
Product: BCL6 corepressor
Biological process (GO): negative regulation of transcription by RNA polymerase II
Cellular component (GO): nucleus
Molecular function (GO): protein binding; transcription corepressor activity
Source: RefSeq, a predicted model, not a curated record